UUCAUGUUUAUAUUGGAGCCUGUGAGUGACAUCAGAGCAGGGAGAGUAUAAACACCAGCAGGACCUACUCCGGGCUUUAAAACCUGCGAACACGCCGCUGCCUCCAAACUGCCUGGGGGGUGAUGUGCUGAAGUGGCAGAGGGGAGAGCAGCAUGAGGCUCCAGCUGGAGAAGCAGCUCCUCUUCCUCUCCCUCCUCUGCAUCCUCUCCAAGGUGUGUGCCCAGCUGUGCCGGAGACCAUGCUACUGCCCCUGGGUGCCACCCCGCUGCCCCCGCGGGUCCCCCCUGGUUCUGGAUGGCUGUGGCUGCUGCAAGAUCUGUGCCCGGCGCCUGGGGGAGCCCUGUGACUUCCUCCACGUCUGCGACCAGAGCCAGGGCCUCGUCUGUGACUACAGCACAGCACCGGCCGGGACAGGAGGCACCUGCAACUUCGAGGAUGACGAGGAGGGCUGUGAGGUGAACGGCCGGGUCUAUCGAGAUGGAGAAGUUUUCCAGCCCAGCUGCAAACUCCAGUGCCGCUGCCUGGACGGGGGCUUCACCUGCAUCCCGCUGUGCCAGGAGGACGUGAGGCUGCCCACCCCGGACUGCCCCUACCCACGGCGCGUGGAGAUCCCGGGGAAGUGCUGCCCCGAGUGGAUCUGUGGAGCCCAGGACCAGCACCUCCUCCGGGAUGCCAGGGCAGCCCCCGGGGCAGUGUCCCCAGUGCUGCCAUACCCCUGCCAGGAGUGGGGCACAGAGUGGAGCGCCUGCUCGGCCACCUGUGGCGUGGGCUUUGCCACCCGCGUCUCCAACCAGAACCGCUACUGCCGGCUGGAGACCCAGAGGCGGCUCUGCGUGGUCAGACCCUGCCCCGCCCUGCCCGCAGCAUUCCCGGCGGUAAGUGAGGGUGGAGCUGGUGCCUCCGGGCAACGGGUUUGACAGUCAAAGGGAAGAGCAGAGCCAGCCAAACACGAAAACACGAGACCCCCACUUAAGUGCGGGCACCCCAUCACCCCUCCUCAGCCUUGAGCUGAGAGUGUCUCGGGGACAGAUCGACCAUCUCCUGAAACUCAGCUUGGAAAACACCUGAUGGCAGGUGCAGACCUGAAUUUUGGCAUCUCUGGAUGUCUGAAUCCAGGAGCACUCUGGAACCCACACAGGGGAGCCUGGCCUGCCCCUAUGGCCAGAGAUGUGUUUGCAGCUCCUGCCUGGCUCCCUGGGCACACCCAAGAGGUGGUUCUGCCACCCCUUUAUUAGCCUGGCACAGCCCCAGUGUGAACAUGGUGUAACACAGCCUUGCUGCCACAUGCCCCUGCUCCCCAGACAUAGAGAACACGCCACAUCCUGCUCUAUCUCCCCAUCAUUCUCCACUGUGCCUUUCCAGAGGGGAAGAGGAGGUCAUUUGUAGCUGUGCCCACCCUGGUUUCAUCCUGGAGCCAACGCCUCAUCCCGGCAAAGAGUCUGGCACAAACCUAUGGCAUUGUGGUUUUGGUGAAGAUGGAGAAACUAGAGAAGUUUCCAUCGAGAAACUAGAGAAGAACUGAUGGACUUUGGCUGCAAAGGAGGCUGGAAAUAGAGAAGAAGAUCCCCCUCUCACUCAAAACCUGCCUCCUCUGUGCACCCUGCUGCCCCAGGCAGGAUUAGUGGGCAGCAUUCCCGAGUUUCUUAGGCUGAAUGAAAUGGGAAAUGGGGAAACCCUGCCCCAAGCAUGAACCCACCCAAGAAGCCAGGAAUCGGUCCUUUCCUGGAUCAGUGGAGCUUCUGGAGAGGUGAUGCUGCUCCUCCACCACAUCACACAGCUCUGCUCCAUGUGGACUGCAAUAGAGGCCAUCUCCAGCACCUGGAAGCCCAAAUCCCUGGAGGGAACCCUCAUGCCCUGGCCCCCCAGGGAGGGAGCAGGUACAUCAGGCUGCACCCACAAGUCACUGCCGUGCCAGGCUGAGCUGCUCCACCGUGCGGGAGCUCGGCCAGCCCACGAUACCCACCCUGCAAACAGCGGCUCCUCCCUGGGCAUGGGCAGGGUCCUCCUGCUGACAGCUCUAAUUCACCUUCCCCGCAUCCCUCCAGAACAAACACGAGCCUUCCCGCUCCUCCUGGCCCCCUCCUCUCCCAGGCGCUGGCGGUUUGGCAGAGCUGCGGCGAGCGAGGAGCUCAGACGGAGACACCGUCCCGCGGCACCAGACAUACCGCCUGCCAUCCAAGCACAUUCCCUGUGAGCCCGGGCCAAAGGAAAAGCAGGAGAAAGAGAAAACAAAAUCGCAAAGAUGAGUCGGAGCCGCCUCCCGACGGGCUGGAGCCGCUCCAGCUGCGCAGGAGAGCUGCUCGGCAGUUCUGGCUGUGCUUUCCCUCGGCAGUAACCCUUGAGGGCGACGGAAAAUGAAACCCAAAUGCCCUCUAACGGCCUCGCACCAGCGGGCAGAGGGAACGUCCCACCGCAGGGAGAGAGGGGCAGCUGCAAGGAGCAGUGGUGCAGGUGACACGUCCAGGUGAGAUACGGACUUUUUAGACGUGUAUUUCUGGAGCUAAAAAUAAAGGUGUGCUGAUC
Pseudopipra pipra is the source of this 2523-nucleotide messenger RNA. RefSeq names its product cellular communication network factor 5 (gene CCN5). The transcript has 4 exons. The record is from RefSeq and is a predicted model, not a curated record. Gene Ontology annotation, biological process: signal transduction; cell adhesion. Gene Ontology annotation, molecular function: integrin binding; heparin binding. Gene Ontology annotation, cellular component: extracellular region; extracellular matrix. Lineage: Eukaryota; Metazoa; Chordata; Aves; Passeriformes; Pipridae. The coding region runs from base 153 to 917 and encodes 254 amino acids.